Molecule: messenger RNA, 735 nt
Organism: Clonostachys byssicola
Lineage: Eukaryota; Fungi; Ascomycota; Sordariomycetes; Hypocreales; Bionectriaceae
Source: the annotation of a GenBank genome assembly
AAGACUGGCGCGACUACCAAGCCUGAUGUGAAAAUUCCCACCCCAAAGGCCGGAGACCCUGUGAUUGUAGGUGUUGCAAACUGGAAGUUGUCGGGCACUGGGAUAGAUGGGACCCUAGACCGAAUCGCAACCACAUUCGAAAGUCCAGCUAGAUCAGCAAAACUUCCCCCUGCCCACCCUGUGUCCUCUAAGCUUCACUACUUGAGCCACCAUCUACACCGUAGACGAGACUUUUCUGACCUCAUAGGCUUAGACCCCGAAAAUUACACUGAGGAGGAGAAUGUUAUUAUUUAUGGUGGAGUUUCCAGCUACUAUGGCUAUUCGAGCGCACGGGUUAAAGUCUGGCCCAGGAAAACCGGGCAAAAUUCCCACCCAGUGAGCUCCCAAGCUCGAUGGUAUGGUUGCAUCUCCAGGAUCUCCAGGGAGCUAAAUGAAAAAGACACUCUCUCUCUUUGCAAGAAGGCUGAGCAAGACUGGUUGCCAACAUGUGACAAGAAGAUGCUAUCAAAAUACUUCUUCGGGUGUCUCGCAAGCACAGCAGGCGUUUCGACGAGGCUUCCGGCAACAUGCUUCUCAGCAUCUGGAAAGACUUGUUCACUCAUAAGCCUCGUGCUUCGAGACCCUGAGCUAGCCUGGCGAAAACCGACCGCAAGAAAACUAGACGUGCCACAGUCCAUAGAGACAGUAGAACAUGAUGAAGAAAUCCGCCACAAUUUUGGAAUGCUUGCCCAUCAC